AAGUCUCCGUGGUUGCCAUGUAAUAAAAUAUCCCAACUACUGAACUGUUGCUGAAGACGAUAGCGCUAGGUGUGAACCUCAACUCCGAUGCCCACCUAGCAACGGCACAAGCGUAACUAGCAAGCUAACUAGUAUUGUAGACUCGUCUUUUUUUUACUUUGCAAAGUGUUAACCAUUUACGCCGUGCUAAGAAGGAGAGUCCCGGCUGCAAGAUGUCUGUUGCGGGAUUGAAAAAACAAUUUUACAAAGCCAGCCAGAUGGUGAGUGAAAAGGUGGGAGGAGCUGAGGGAACCAAACUGGAUGAAGACUUCAAAGAUUUGGAGAGGAAGGUGGAUGUGACGAGCAAAGCCGUCGUGGACAUCAUCACCAAAACCUCAGAGUACCUGCAGCCCAACCCAGCAUCCCGGGCGAAGCUCUCCAUGCUCAACACCAUGUCUAAGAUCCGGGGGCAGGUGAAGAGUCCGGGGUACCCGCAGGUGGAGGGGCUGCUGGGGGAGUGCAUGGCCAAGUACGGCCGAGAGCUGGGAGAGGACACCAACUUCGGUGGUGCUCUCGUAGACGCAGGCGAAUCGAUGAAGAGGAUGGCGGAGGUGAAGGACUCGCUGGACAUCGAUGUCAAACAGAACUUCAUCGACCCCCUGCAGGGUCUGUGUGACAAGGACCUGAGGGAGAUCCAGCACCACUUGAAGAAGCUGGAGGGCCGGAGGCUGGACUACGACUACAAGAAGAAGCGCCAGGGGAAGAUUCCGGACGAGGAGGUUCGGCAGUCGCUGGAGAAGUUCCACGAGUCCAAGGAGGUGGCCGAGGCCAACAUGUACAACCUGCUGGAGACUGACAUCGAGCAGGUGAGUCAGCUGUCCUCGCUGGUGGAGUCACAACUGCAGUAUCACAGACAGGCUGUGCAGAUCCUGGAAGAGCUUUCAGACAAGCUGAAGGAGAGGAUGACUGAGGCACAGUCGCGCCCACGCCGGGAGUACACCCCCAAACCCAAGCCUGUGUUUGAGUACUCUGAGCCCGAGCAGUCCAACGGAGGCUACACACCUGCAGCACAGCUCACCCGCUCAGAGUCAUCCUUCCACCGCAGGACAUCCUCUCGGAAAGGCAAAUUCUCCUCGGUGUCGGACCAGCCGUGCUGCAAGGCGCUAUACGACUUCGACCCGGAGAACGAGGGCGAGCUGGGCUUCCGCGAGGGCGACAUCAUCACGCUGACCAAUCAGAUCGACGAGAACUGGUACGAGGGCACGCUGCGCGGCCAAUCGGGCUUCUUCCCGCUCAACUACGUGGAAGUGAUGGUCCCCCUGUCGCACUAAAGAGGAGGGAGGAGAGGAGAGGAGAGGAGAGGGGGAGAGGGGGAUGGUUGGAGGAAGGAGGGAGGAGGGAGGAGAGGAGGGGGGGGGGAGCGGAGCGAAGGGAAGGAGCCGGUCUCAGAUCCCCGGCGUCUUCAUUCUCGACUUCUUCCUCCUCUCCGCGGUUGCCGUUGUCAUGGUCACACUUAUCUGUACCUGUACACCUGGGCACUUUUGUCGGCUGGACCUUUUGAAGACGGGAAGCGAGAGUUGCAUUGUCCCAUUCCAGAGCCAUAAAGGGAAGAAAUGAGAAACACUACAGGUGUGUACACACACACACAUGCACACUCACACACACACACACACACACACGCACUCUUUACUAACACUUUAACAGGCCUGAUUCUUUGUGAUCACAGUGGUGAUGCGUUCUGGUUUGUCAUAAUCAAUGAUUUUGUCGCCCCCUGCUGGCCAGGCUGUGACACUGACCGCCCUCAGUGCGCGGAAGAAAAAAAUGCUUGAAAAUAUGUAUAUAUAUAUAUGUGUGUGUGUGUGUGCGCCCCUCUGGAGAACAGACGCACGCUAUAACCGGCCCAGAGCAUAUAUGUGUGUGUGUGUGCGCUCCUCUGGAGAACAGACGCACGCUAUAACCGGCCCAGUUCAGGCUCUGUUCCCUCGCGGUCUGCUGCUGUGUCUGAAACCCGAGCUGCCCAUGUCCUGCGUGUGAAGGCUGAGGCCAGCUCUGCUGCACCUGGGGCGCUCUCUGUGAAACGCGCUCUCUGUGAAACGCGCUCUCUGUGAAACGCGCUUCGUGAGGGAGGUGCAGCCGGUUGGUUCGGCCUCCGCCCAGGGUGGUGCUGGGGCCUGUGCUCCUCUGGGCGUGAGCGCUCUCUCCCUCUCUUUCGCUCUCCCUCUCUUCCUCUCUCUCUCUCUCUCUCUCCUGGUUCCUCGGGUCUUGGUCAGCAGCAGUACUUGUUUCAUGUGGGGGAAAAAAUGCAGUGCCUGGACUGCAUUCUAAGGCUCUGGUGGCUUUCAGUGCGAGUGUGUGCGUGCGUGCGUGCGUGCGUGCGUGCGUGCGUGCGUGCGUGCGUGCGUGCGUGCGGCCGCUUGUGUGUUUGUUCACGUGUCAGGCCGUGUGUACACACCCGUGCACACACUCCCCCGUGUCUGAGCGCCUUCCCUUCCCACGCAGAAAUUUGAAGUGGAGGAUGGGGAAAAAAGAAAUUAAAUUAAAUGUAGACUAGCGCAGUGUCUCAUAUUUAAGUUGAAUGCAUUUUACUGAUCAUUCUGGCUGUCUGCACUAGAGGCUGUGUGGAUGACACUGCUGGCGGUGUCCGUGUCCGUGUCCGUGUGUGUGUGUGUGUGUGUGUGUGUGUGUGUGUGUGUGUGUGUGGGGGUGUUUCUUGGUUAUGUGGGUGCGUACGUGCGUCGGUCAGCAGGUGUGGGUGUGUGUGUUUGUGCACGUGUUCGCGUGUGCCUUUUGAUGGAUCGUGUGUGAAAAGGCGGAUGGAGGAAAAGGAGUGACGUGAUAGGUGUGCAGUGUGGACGUGGAGGUGUAGUCUCGGUCCCCUCUGUACCGCUUCCGUUCAGGGGUCCCCUGGACCCCUCAGUCACUCUGCUGAAUCCCCCCUACCGAGCCAAUCUGUACCAGACUGACCCGAACCGGACCGAACCGGACCAAACGGGCACUGCCAAGGGAGCCCUGAUUUAAAAGUGAGCAGUCACUGGUUGGUUGGUUGGUUGGUUGAUUCACUCAUGAGCAGAUAUAGAACGGACUUUGUUGUUUGAACCUAGCGGGCCAACUGCAGCGUGCUUAGCUGGAGUUUAAAGCUCAGGUUUAAACCCCCCAGGGCCGCAGAACUACGUUACAACCGGAGCGGCUGGUGGCACCUGUGAAAUGUGGAUUAGCUGCUCCACUUGUAAUGCAGUUCUGUGGUCUUGGGGUUUAAAACCGAGGCUUAAACUCCCAGUAAGCAUGCUGUAAUUGACCCAGUGAGCAGAGCUGAAUUUUAAUUGAAAGGGUGUGGCAGAGGGGUGUGUUAUUUUGGGCGGAGUUUAGGGGCUGCUUAAAGAGAGGUUGUAGCAGCUGGUUGGACCAGGUGAGCCAGAGUUGUCAUUUUGUGUUGGUCGUGUGACGUGUCUCAGCCUAUCUGCAGACGGAUGUAUGGUUGCUGUUGGUCAUGUGACGUGUCUCAGCCUAUCUGCAGACGGAUGUAUGGUUGCUGUUGGUCAUGUGACGUGUCUCAGCCUAUCUGCAGACGGAUGUAUGGUUGCUGUUGGUCAUGUGACGCGUCUCAGCCAAUCUGCAGACGGCUGUAUGGUUGCUAUGGUUGCUGUUGGUCAUGUGACGUGUCUCAGCCUAUCUGCAGACGGAUGUAUGGUUGCUGUUGGUCAUGUGACGUGUCUCAGCUUAUCUGCAGACGGAUGUAUGGUUGCUGUUGGUCAUGUGACGCGUCUCAGCCAAUCUGCAGAUGGCUGUAUGGUUGCUAUGGUUGCUGUUGGUCAUGUGACAUUUCUCAGCCUAUCUCUGCAGACGGCUGUAUGUUGCGUCCCCCCCCCCCCCCCCCAGUCUGCAGGCAGACUGACUCUGAGCUUCCUCGCAGGCGGGCACACACGCACGCACACAUGCAGACACAUUAUCAUGUGCACGAGCAUGCCUGUUUAUACACACACACACACACACACACGUGCCGCACGCUCACACACAAAUAGGCUGACUCAGCAUACAUGCACAUACACACACACACACGCACACAUGCAUGUAGACCUUGCAUGCACACAGUCUCCCUUCCCCACACACACACACACACACACACACACAGAUGCACUGGGCUGAGUUCUGAUCACUGUUAUCCUACACAUCUUUUUCCUCGUUCCCUACAUCACUCUUUCCCUCCUGCCUACACCACUCAGCUCAGCGCCAAAAGAACUUUAACAAUUCCUCUUUUUUUAUGUUAACCUUUAGUGUUUUUGUACAAAAUGUAAUGUUUACAUGCUUUAUGCCUUUCUUUUUUUUAUCAACCCUCCGAGAAGUAGUUUUAUUACUAUUAAGUGAUGGACUGGAUGUGAUCGGGGGGGGGGGGGGGGGUGUUGAACUGCCCUCUCCCCCCCUCCCCACCCCCCGCCCCCUGCAUGAACUCUGAAAGUGUUGGAAUGCCACCUCAAAACCCAGGAGGGGAAGGACUAAUCAUAUAAACCCAGAAUGCCUCCUAAUCAAGUUAAUUACUAUGGUUACAAGAAACCGUAGGUCGCCACAUUUAAUCUUCACCCAUGGCAACCUGUGUACAAACUUUUAAUGUGUUUACACAAGCCAUUGAUACACUACAUAUUCAGAAGGGCUAAUCUUGGUCUCCUCCCAAAAAAAAAAGUUCCUGACUCUUUUGAUACUACAAUAAAGCAUUAUUCUCUUAUACUUAAUAGUAUUAUUUUUAAUAUUAAAUUGCAUAUUGGGAAAAAAAAAUCUUUUUCUAUAAAUUAAUCGUACCCUGCAUGUAACGUUACACUCCAACUCAUAAUCACUUUACAGCAAGUUGGAUGCGUGCUUUAUUAUUGUAAUAGUUGACGUUUUAUUUUUUGUCUUGUUUUUGCUUACGCUAUGAAUUAAUACAAGAUUGCCGCAAUAUUCUGUAACGUAUGAUCACCUUUUAUUAAUGUAUGUUUAGUUUGUCUCGCUCCAUUGUUUUUCAUCUUUAAAUAAAUAAUGAACAACGUUG
This is a messenger RNA of Anguilla rostrata (American eel), 4999 nucleotides long. RefSeq names its product endophilin-A2-like. Gene Ontology annotation, biological process: synaptic vesicle uncoating. The transcript is spliced from 10 exons. Gene Ontology annotation, molecular function: protein binding. Lineage: Eukaryota; Metazoa; Chordata; Actinopteri; Anguilliformes; Anguillidae. The record is from RefSeq and is a predicted model, not a curated record. Gene Ontology annotation, cellular component: presynapse; glutamatergic synapse; cytoplasm. The coding region runs from base 213 to 1310 and encodes 365 amino acids.